Messenger RNA from Lontra canadensis (Northern American river otter), 15812 nucleotides. RefSeq names its product SCO-spondin-like. The coding region runs from base 20 to 15679 and encodes 5219 amino acids. Gene Ontology annotation, molecular function: protein binding. Gene Ontology annotation, biological process: blood vessel development; regulation of angiogenesis. The record is from RefSeq and is a predicted model, not a curated record. Gene Ontology annotation, cellular component: extracellular matrix. The transcript is spliced from 104 exons. Lineage: Eukaryota; Metazoa; Chordata; Mammalia; Carnivora; Mustelidae.
GACCUGGGCGGGGAGCGCCAUGCUUCUCUCUGCCCUCCUCUUUGGGAUGGCCUGGGCACUGGCUAACGGCCGGUGGUGUGAACAUACAGAAACCUUCCUGGUGGAGGAGGAAGUGACCCCCCGCCAGGAGGACCGGGUGCCUUGCACCAGCCUCUACCAUUACCAGCGCCUGGGCUGGCAGCUGGACCUGUCCUGGAGUGGACGUGCCGGGCUCUGUCCCAUCUACAAACCCCCAGAAACCCGGCUCGCUGCAAGGAACCGGACAGUGAGGGCUUGCUGCCCAGGCUGGGGGGGCACCCGCUGCACCCUGGCCCUUGCAGAAGCCACCCCUGGGGGCCACUGCUUUGCCACGCGGCAAUGCCAGCUGCAGGCAGGCUCGGCUAAUGCUUCGGCGGGAAGCCUGGAGGAGUGCUGUGCUUGGCCUUGGGGACACAGCUGGUGGGAUGGCAGCUCCCAGGCCUGCCUCAGCUGCUCUAGCCGACACCUCCCGGGCAGCGCUCCCUCUCCAGCCGUCCUGCAGCCCCUGGCGGGGGCCGUGGCCCACUUCUGGAGCCAGCGCCAGCAGCCCUCGGCCACCUGCGCCACCUGGUCAGGCUUCCACUACCGCACCUUUGAUGGACGCCACUACCACUUCCUGGGCCGCUGCACUUACCUGCUGGCGGGCACCGCGGAUGCCACCUGGGCAGUCCACCUCACGCCCAGGGGGCAUUGCCCCCAGCCUGGGCACUGUCAGCUGGCCCGAGUAAUGAUGGGACCUGAGGAGGUGCUGAUCCAGGGCAGAAAUGUCUCUGUGAACGGGAAGCUGGUACCUGACAGGGAGUCUCGGCUGCUCCAUGGGCUGAGCCUGCAGUGGCAGGGGGACUGGCUGGUGUUGUCCGGGGGUCUGGGGGUCACCGUACGCCUGGACAGGUCCAGUUCCAUCUCUGUUUCUGUGGACUCUGAGCUCCAGGGACAAACUCAAGGUCUCUGUGGAGUCUACAAUGGCCAGCCCGAGGAUGACUUCCUGGAGCCUGGAGGGAGACUGGCUGUGUUAGCUGCCACCUUUGGGAAUUCCUGGAGGAUCCCUGACUCGGAGCCUGGGUGUCUGGAUUCAGCAGAGGCGGCCCAGGGCUGUGAGGGCCCCCUGAGCAGCUCAGAGGCAGGCAUGCAGGCUGAUGCCCAUGAUGUGUGCUACCAGCUGCUGGACAGUCCCUUCAGGGAAUGCCAUGCCCAGGUCCCCCCUGCUGAGUACCACCAGGCCUGCCUCUUUGCCUACUGUUCUGGGGCCCCAGCAGGCAGUGGGCGAGAGGCCCGUCGGGAAGCCGUGUGCAGCACCUUGGCCAACUAUGCCCAGGAGUGUGCCAAGCAGCACAUCCACGUGGGCUGGAGGAAGCCAGGCUUCUGCGAGCGUCUGUGCCCGGGGGGCCAGCUCUACUCAGACUGCGUCUCGGCCUGCCCACCCAGCUGCUCAGCAGUGGGGGACGGAGGGGAGGGGUCCUGCCGGGAAGCGUGCGUGAGCGGCUGCGAGUGCCCGCCCGGCCUCUUCUGGGACGGCGCCUUCUGUGUGCCUGCUGCCCGCUGCCCCUGCUACCACCGGCGCCGGCGCUACGCUCCCGGGGACACCGUGCGCCAGCUGUGCAACCCGUGCGUGUGCCAGGACGGCCGCUGGCUCUGCGCGCAGGCGCCGUGCCCAGCCGAGUGCGCGGUGGGCGGGGACGGGCAUUACCUCACCUUCGAUGGGCGGAGCUUCUCCUUCCGCGGCAGCCCGGGUUGCCGCUCCAGCCUGGUGCAGGACCUGAAGGGGCAGCCGCUGAUUGUGCUGGAGCAUGGGGCUUGUGACACUGGGAGCUGCCUCCACGCCAUCUCUGUGUCCCUGGGAGACACGCACAUCCAGCUCAGAGACUCAGGAGCUGUACUCAUCGAUGGGCAGGACGUGGGCUUGCCAUGGAGCGGGCCCAAGGGCCUCAGUGUUUCCCGCGCCUCCUCUACCUUCCUACUGCUGCGCUGGCCUGGGGCCCAGGUCCUGUGGGGAGUGUCUGACCCUGCAGCCUACAUCACUCUGGACCCCCGCCAUGCCCGCCAGGUGCAGGGUCUGUGCGGCACCUUCACCUGGAACCAGCAGGAUGACUUCCUGACACCUGCCGGCGAUGUGGAGACCAGCACAGCAGCCUUUGCUAGCAAGUUCCAGGUGGCAGGCGAGGGAAGGUGCCUCUCAGAAGACAGCGCCCUACUUUUCCCCUGCAGCACCCACACUCAGCGCCACGUUUUUGCAGAGGCAGCUUGUGCCAUCUUGCAUGGCCCAACCUUCCAGGAAUGCCAAGGGCUGGUCGACAGGGAGCCGUUCCACCUGCGCUGCUUGGCGGCCGUGUGUGGCUGUGCUCCUGGCAAAGACUGCCUGUGCCCUGUGCUUGCUGCCUUUGCUCGUCGCUGUGCCCGGGAGGGUGCCCUGUCUCUCUGGAGGUCCCAGACACUGUGCCCUGUCCCGUGUCCCAGCGGCCAGGAGUACCAGGAGUGUGCCCCAGCGUGUGGUCAAAACUGUGGGGAGCCAGAAGAUUGUGAGGAGCUGGGGAGCUGUGUGUCUGGUUGUAACUGCCCCUCAGGACUGCUACGGGACCCCGAGGGCGAGUGUGUGCCCCCCAGCUUGUGCUCCUGCCAGCUUGGAACUCAGCGCUAUGCACCUGGCAGUGUCACCACGAAGGACUGUAACCACUGUGUCUGCCAGGAGAGGGGCCUCUGGAAUUGCUCUGCUCAGCGUUGUGACCCCCAGCGGACAUUCUGCCCCGGUGACCUUGUUUAUGUCCCUGGUGCCUGCCUUCUCACCUGUGACAGCCCUAGAACCAACCACUCCUGCCCCCCAGACAGCAUGGGAAGCUGUGUCUGUCCCCCGGGCACUGUGCUGCUGCACGAGCGCUGCGUGCCUCCUGAGCUCUGCCCCUGCCGUCACGGUGGGCAGUGGUAUCCGCCCAACGCUACCAUCCAGGAGGACUGCAACGUUUGCGUGUGUCAGGCUCGGCAGUGGCACUGCACAGGCCACCGGUGUGGUGGGUGGUGCCAGGCAUCGGGCGCCCCCCACUACGUGACCUUUGAUGGGCUGGCUUUCACCUUCCCCGGAGCCUGUGAAUAUCUGCUGGUGCGAGAAGCCGGCGGCCGCUUCACCAUCUCCGCCCAGAACCUGCCCUGUGGGGCCAGUGGCCUCACCUGCACCAAGGCGCUGACCGUGCAGCUACAGAGCACCAUCGUGCACAUGCUCAGAGGCCGGGCAGUGACAGUGAAUGGGGUGAGCAUAACGCCCCCCAAAGUCUACACGGGCCCUGGGCUGAGCUUGCGUCGUGCUGGUCUCUUCCUGCUGCUCACGACCUGCCUGGGCCUCAGCCUGCUGUGGGAUGGAGGCACCCGGGUCCUGGUGCAGCUGUCCCCGCAGUUCCACGGCCGCGUGUCUGGGCUGUGUGGAGAUUUUGAUGGAGAUGCCAGUAACGACCUGCGGAGCCGCCAGGGCGUCCUGGAACCCACUGCUGAGCUGGCUGCCCACUCCUGGCACCUGAGUCCACUCUGCCCUGAGCCAGGAGACCUGCCACACCCCUGCACCGUGAACGCCCACCGGGCCAGCUGGGCCCGUGCCCGCUGCGCGGUGAUGCUGCAGCCCCUCUUUGCCCGCUGCCAUUCAGAGGUGCCCCCGCAGCAGCACUAUGAGUGGUGUGUGUAUGAUGCCUGCGGCUGCGAUUCUGGGGGCGACUGUGAGUGUCUCUGCUCGGCCAUUGCCACCUACGCAGACGAGUGUGCCCGGCACGGGCUCCCCGUGCGCUGGCGCAGCCAGGAGCUCUGCCCUCUGCAGUGUGAGGGAGGCCAGGUGUAUGAGGCCUGUGGCCCCAUGUGUCCGCCCACCUGCCAUGACCAUGGUCCCGAGCCCGGCUGGCACUGCCAGGCCAUCGCCUGUGUUGAGGGCUGCUUCUGCCCUGAGGGGACCCUGCUGCAUGGAGGGGUCUGCUUAGAGCCAGCUUCCUGCCCCUGUGAGUCCGGGGGCAGCUUCUUCCCGCCGGGGACUGUGCUGCAGAAGGACUGUGGGAACUGCACGUGCAAGGAAAGCCAGUGGCUUUGUGGGAGCGACAGUUCCGUGUGUGAGGAGCCAGAGCCUGGCUGUAUGGAGGGAGAGGCCCCAUGCCGCGAGAGUGGGCACUGUGUGCCCCACAGGUGGCUUUGUGACAACCAGGAUGACUGUGGCGAUGGCUCAGACGAGGAGGGCUGUGCCACGCCAGGCUGUGGGGAGGGCCAGAUGUCUUGCAGCUCCGGCCACUGCCUGCCCCUGGCCCUGCGCUGUGACGGGCGGGACGACUGUGGAGAUGGGACGGAUGAGCAGAGCUGCCCUUGCCCCCGUGGCUCACUGGCUUGCACUGAUGGGCGCUGCCUGCCCCUGGCCCUGCUCUGUGACGGGCAUCCCGACUGUCCAGAUGCUGCUGAUGAGGAGGCCUGUCUGGGACAGCUGAACUGCACUCCCGGGGAGCUGUCCUGCGUUGAUGGCACAUGCGUGGGGGCCAUCCUGCUGUGUGACGGAAUCUGGGACUGCCCAGAUGGAGCGGAUGAGGGACCUGGGCACUGCUCCUUGCCUUCGCUGCCCAUGCCCCCGGCUGGCACUCUGCCUGGCCCUUCCACUGGCUUUGGGAUGAUUGCCCCAACUCCCCCCGCCAGCGCCAGCCCUGCGCCACCCUGCGGCCCCCUCGAAUUCCGGUGCGGCAGCGGCGAAUGUGCGCCCCGGGGCUGGCGCUGCGACCAGGAGGAGGACUGCGCCGAUGGCAGCGACGAGCACGGCUGCGGCUGGCCCUGCGCCCUGCACCACGUGCCCUGCGCCCGCGGCCCGCACUGCGUGUCCCCCGCGCAGCUGUGCGACGGCGUGCCGCACUGCCCCGACGGCUCGGACGAGGGCCGCGACGCCUGCGAGGGGACGACAGCCCCAGGAGGCCCCAAUGGGACCAGGGCUCCCUGCCCGGAAUACUCCUGCCCUGAUGGCCUCUGCAUCAGUUUCCGGCUGGUGUGUGACGGGCAGCCUGACUGUGAAUCGGUGGGGGACCUAGGGCCUUCCCCAGAAGAGCAGGGCUGUGGGGCCUGGGGUCCCUGGAACUCAUGGGGGCCGUGCAGCCGGACAUGUGGGCCCGGGGUGCAGGGCCGGAGCCGCCGCUGCUCCCCCCCUGGUCUCCCGGUGCUGCAGCACUGCCCAGGCCCGGAGCACCAGACUCAGGCCUGCUUCACGGCUGCCUGCCCAGUGGAUGGCGAAUGGACCCCCUGGUCUCCCUGGUCCCUGUGCACUGAGCCGUGCAUGGGCACUGUGACCCGUCAGCGACAGUGCCACCCCCCCCAGAAUGAGGGCCGGACCUGUGCCAUGCUGCCUGGGGACCCUCCCACCACCCGCCGGAGCAGGCCGUGCCCUCAGGCCGGCUGUCCCAAUGCCACCUGCUCCGGGCAGCUGGUGUUCUGGCCCUGUGCCCCCUGCCCUCUGACUUGUGAUGAAAUCUCUGGUCAGGCUGAGUGUGCGGCUACCCGGCCCUGCAGCGGCCCUGGCUGCUGGUGCCCUGCCGGCCAGGUGCUGGACAGUGAGGGCCGGUGUGUGGGGCCCCAGCAGUGCCCCUGCCUGCUGGACGACACCUGGUACCGGCCGGGACAGCGCAUCAGGGCCAACUGCCAGCUCUGCACCUGCCAAGACGGACGGCCCCAGCGCUGCCGGCCCAAUCCAGCCUGCUCUGUGAACUGUGGCUGGUCCUCCUGGUCCCCCUGGGCUGAGUGCUUGGGACCCUGUGGGACCCAGAACAUUCAGUGGUCCUUCCGGAGCCCCAACAAUCCCCGCCUCUCCGGCCACGGUCGCCAGUGCCGGGGCAUCCACCGCAAGGCCCGCAGGUGCUGGACGGAGCCCUGCACGGGCUGUGAGCAGCAGGGCCGAGCCCACACAGUGGGGGAGCGCUGGCGAGAGGGCCCCUGCAGAGUGUGCCAGUGUCUGCACAACGGCACCGUGCGCUGCUCCCCCUACUGCCCACUGGGCAGCUGCCCCCAGGACUGGAUCCUGGUGGAGGGAGUGGGAGGCUCCUGUUGCCACUGCGCCCCCCCUGGUGAGAACCAGACGGUCCACCUCCUGGCCACUCCUGCCCCCUCUCCAGCCCUCAGUGCCCAGAUCGGACCCCCUCUGGUCACCUACGUUCUGCCUCCGCCUGGAGACCCCUGCUAUUCUUUGCUGGGCCUGGCCCGACUCCCUGAGGGAAGCCUGAAGCUGGAGCCCCCCACCCAGGCUGCCCUCCUGGGGGCUCCCACCGAGGGGCCUGGCUCUGAGGGUCGGAGCACUGGGAGGCACACCCGGCCCCCCUUCCUGCAGCUCAACCUGCUGCAGCCUAGGAACCUCACUGGCAUCAUGGUGCAGGGGGCUGGGUCCUCCGCCUCCCUCCAGUUUAGCAGCGAUGGUCUACACUGGCACAACUAUACUGACCUCCUGUCCCCAGCCAAGCUUUUUGCUUGGAACUCGGACGAUGGGGCCCCCACAGUGCGGACUUUCGGCCGGAUGGUGCAGGCACAGCACGUCCGGGUGUGGCCCCACAUCAGCCAUCGUGACGCCAACCACAGCAUCUCCCCAGGGGUGGAGCUGCUGGGCUGUGCACCAGUGUCCCCGCUGGAGGCGCCCCCGUGCCCAGGAGGUGGGCGCCGCUGCGCCGGUGCUGAGUGUGCCCCGCGGGGGGAGCUGUGCAACGGGGUGAAGGACUGUGAGGAUGGCUCCGAUGAGGAGGGCUGCACGCCCCCGCCCACCGCCACUGGCAGGUAUGGGGGUGCCCUGCUGCCCAGCUUAUCAGUGGAGGGGCCGGCCUGUGGGAGAGGCCCUGCGCUGCCUUCAGCCUUGAGCCACGACCCCAGCCCCGACAGCUUCCACCCAGCCCGGACCGCUGCCCACCCAGCCCACGGAGUCCUCCUCCCUCUCUGCCCUGUGCUUCCCUGUGCAUCCCUGGUCGACUGGAGUCGGCCUCAGCCCGGGAGCCUUCUGGGGGCCAGCCCGGCUCUGGGAGAGGCUGAGCGCGGGCAUCCCUUGCAAGGGUCACCCAUACCCGCCACAGAGCCUGGAUGCCCUCCCGAGAGCCUGGGUCUGCUUCAUGUCACGGGUGGGGAGCUGGCGGGCCUCAUCCCUCCCUCUCCUGCACCUGCAGGGAAGGGGCCAGUGACUUGGGCCCCAGCUUCCGAGCCUCCUUACUUGAGUCCUGGGGAACCUGUGCAGAUGGUGACCACCACCCCCACAUCCCAGGUGACAACAGUGGCCCCUGCUGGGAGGAAGUGGGGGCACACCAGACGUCGGGAGGAGGGAGGAUGCGGUGGGCAGGUGUCCCGUCAGUCGGCUGCGGUGGUGCCCACAGGCCAGAGCAUCGCCCCAGAGCCCUUCCCACCUGCGCGGUGCAGCCCAGGCCAGGUGCCCUGUGAGGUGCUGGGCUGCGUGGAGCAGGGACAGCUGUGUGAUGGCAGGGAGGACUGUCUGGACGGCUCUGACGAGAGCCACUGUGCGAGCCCUGUGCCCUUCACGGUGCCCACCAAGGCCCUGGCCAGACUGCUGGCCUCGCGAGCCCCCUGCUCCCCGAGCCAGCUGAGCUGCGGUAGUGGGGAGUGCCUGCCGGCUGAGCGGCGCUGUGACCUGCGGCCAGACUGCCAGGACAGCUCAGACGAGGACGGCUGUGUGGACUGUGGGCUGGCGCCCUGGUCUGGCUGGAGCGGCUGCAGCCGCACCUGCGGGCCGGGCCUCGCCUUCCAGCGCCGGGACCUGCUGCGGCCUCCCCUGCCCGGGGGCAGCUGCCCGUCCAACAGGCUCCGCGGCCAGCCCUGCUUCGUGCAGGCCUGCCCAGUGGCUGGGGCAUGGGCUGCCUGGGGGGCCUGGGGGCCCUGCAGCGUCUCCUGUGGGGGUGGCCAUCGGAGUCGCCAGAGGAGUUGUGUGGACCCCCCGCCCAAGAAUGGUGGUGCCCCCUGCCCCGGGGCCUCUCACGAAGGGGCACCCUGCGCCCUGCAGCCCUGCCCAGGGGAUGCGGGCUGUGGGCCAGGCCGAGUGCAUGUUAGUGCUGAGCUCUGCCGGAAGGGGCUGGUGCCACCGUGUCCGCCCUCCUGCUGGGACCCUGAGGCCAACAGAAGUUGCAGUGGGCCCUGUCUGGAGGGAUGCCGCUGCCCCCCUGGGCUGCUCCUCCAUGAUGCUCGCUGCCUGCCGCUCUCCGAGUGCCCUUGCCUCGUGGGUGAGGAGCUGAAGAAGCCGGGGGCGCCCUUUGUCCUGGACAACUGCAGCCGCUGCGUGUGUGAGAACGGGGCCCUGCUGUGUGAACCCCGGGGAUGCCCUGUGCCCUGCGGCUGGUCAGCCUGGUCCUCCUGGGGUCCCUGUGACCGCUCCUGUGGCUCUGGAGUGAGGGCCAGGUUCAGAUCCCCUUCCAACCCUCCGGCUGCUUCCGGGGGUGCCCCGUGUGACGGCGACAGACAGGAGCUGCAGGCCUGCCACAUGGAGUGCAGGAUAGAGCUGCUGGGCUGGACCUCCUGGGCACCCUGGUCCUCCUGCUCCCAGAGCUGCCUCGCCGUGGGAGGAGGCCCUGGUUGGCGCAGUCGUUCCCGGCUCUGCCCCAGCUCCACGAACGCGUCCUGCCCAGGAGAGGCCACCCAGGAGGAGGUCUGCAGCCCCCCUGUGUGCCCAGUGCUAAGCACCUGGGGUCUGUGGGCUCCGUGGUCCACCUGCUCGGCCCCCUGUGACGGAGGCGUCCAGAUACGUGGGCGCAGCUGCUCUGGUUCCACUCCCGGUGACCCUGAGUGCCAGGGACCUCACAGCCAGACCAGGGAUUGCAACACUCAGCCCUGCGCAGCUCAGUGCCCGGGGGACAUGGUGUUCCGCUCAGCAGAGCAGUGCCAGCGGGACGGGGGCCCCUGCCUUCAGCUGUGCCUGGCUCAGGAUGCUGGGGUCGAGUGCACCAGCUUCUGCACCCCUGGCUGCACCUGCCCGCCUGGCCUCUUCCUGCACAACGCCAGCUGCUUGCCCCGCAGUCAGUGCCCCUGCCAGCUGCGUGGGCAGCUCUACGCCCCGGGAGCACAGGCUCAGCUGGAUUCCUGCAACAACUGCACCUGCGUCUCUGGUGAGAUGGCGUGCACCUCGGAGCCCUGCCCAGUGGCCUGUGGCUGGAGCCCCUGGACUCCGUGGAGUGUCUGCAGCCGCAGCUGUGACGUGGGCCUUCGGCGGCGCUUCCGGGCGGGCACUGCGCCCCCCGCUGCCUUCGGGGGUGCUGCGUGCCAGGGCCCCAACAUGGAGGCCGAAUUCUGCAGCCUGCGGCCAUGUCGGGGUCCCAGUGGGGAGUGGGGCCCCUGGUCCCCGUGCUCUGUGCCCUGCGGCGGCGGCUACCGGAACCGCACCCGGGGCGGUGGCCUGAAUGGCCGUGUGGACUUCUCUGCCUGCGGGCUGCAGCCCUGCACCGGGCCCGUGCCUGGUGUGUGUCCCAGGGGCAAGCGGUGGCUGGACUGCGCCCAGGGCCCUGCCUCCUGUGCAGAGCUCAGUGCCCCUCAAGGGACAAACCAGACCUGCCUUCCCGGCUGCUACUGCCCAUCUGGGACUCUCCUGCUGAACAACGUGUGUGUGCCCUCCCAGGACUGCCCCUGUGCCCAUGGGGGGCGCCUUUAUCCCCCGGGCAGUGUGGUGCUUCGUCUCUGCGAGAACUGCUCCUGUGUUUCUGGGCUUAUCACCCACUGCAUCUCCUGGCCCUGUGAGGAGGGUCAGCCCACGUGGUCACCCUGGACCCCAUGGAGCGACUGCUCAGCCUCCUGUGGCCCUGCCCGACGCCACCGGCACCGAUUCUGCUCCGGGCCUCCCACCAUGGACCCGUCUGUCCUGGCGCUGCCAUCCCCACCAACCUGGCCUACCCCUCUUUGCCCAGGCCCCGACGCUGAGGAGGAACCCUGCCUCCUGCCAGGGUGUGACCGAGCUGGGGGCUGGGGGCCUUGGGGGCCCUGGUCCAGCUGUAGCCGGAGCUGUGGGGGAGGCCUGCGGAGCCGGAUGCGAGCCUGUGAUCAGCCUCCACCUCAGGGCCUGGGGGAUUACUGUGAGGGGCCUCGGGCCCAAGGAGAGGCCUGCCAGGCUCUGCCAUGCCCAGUGACCAACUGCACCGCCAUUCAGGGGGCGGAGUACAGCCCUUGUGGCCCUGCCUGUCCUCGCUCCUGUGACGACCUCGUGCACUGCGUGUGGCACUGCCAGCCCGGCUGCUACUGCCCUCCAGGCCAGGUGCUGAGUGCCGACGGGGCCCUCUGCGUGCCGCCCAGCCACUGCGGCUGCCUGGACCUGCUGAGCGGGGAGCGGCACCGGCCGGGGGCUCGGCUGCCUGGGCCCGACAGCUGCAACUACUGCACCUGCUCAGAGGGGAGGCUGAACUGCACGGACCUGCCUUGCCCAGUGCCGGGUGGCUGGUGUUCCUGGUCGGAGUGGACGGCGUGCUCCCAGCCCUGCAGGGGUCAGACGAGGACCCGCUCCAGGACUUGCACCUGCCCCGCUCCUCGGCACGGGGGCACCCCAUGCCCUGGUGAAGCAGCGGGGGCAGGGGCCCAGCAUCAGAAGGAGACUUGCCCCAGCUCCCCUGACUGCCCAGCGGAUGGAGUCUGGAGCCCAUGGGGACCGUGGUCUCCCUGUGACCCGUGCGUGGGGCAGUCCCAGCGAAGUCGGGAGUGUAUCUGGCCCCCCACCCCCGAGGGAGGCAGGCCCUGCCCUGGGGGCUACAGGCAGAGUCGCCCCUGCCAGGACAAUUCCACACAAUGUCCAGACUGUGGGGGUGGCCAGGGCCUUCUCCCAUGCGGGCGGCCCUGUCCCCGCUCCUGCCAGGACCUGUCUCCUGGGAGCAUGUGCCAGCCAGGUCUGACGGGCUGCCGGCCCAGCUGUGGGUGCCCCCCCGGCCAGCUGUCGCAGGAUGGCCUUUGUGUGCCUCCCGCCCGCUGCCGCUGCCACUACCAGCCUGGAGCCAUGGGGAUUCCUGAGAACCAGAGCCGGUUAGCAGGGCCUGGGCUCAGCUCCUGGGAGAGGCUGGAACCUGGAGAGGUGGUGACUGGGCCCUGUGACAACUGCACCUGUAUGGAGGGCACCCUGCAGUGCCGGGAGGUGCCUGGCUGCCCUGGUCCUGGGAUGUGGGGUUCCUGGGGUCCCUGGGAAGACUGCAGUGUCUCCUGUGGAGGAGGGGAGCAACUCCGCUCCCGGAGAUGUGCCCGGCCCCCCUGCCCCGGGCCUGCCCGCCAGAGCCGCACCUGCCACACCCAGGUCUGCCGAGAGGCAGGCUGCCCGGCCGGACGUCUGUACCGGGAGUGCUCGCCUGGCGAGGGGUGCCCCUUCUCCUGUGCCCACGUCACUCAGCAGGUUGGCUGCUUCUCUGCUGGCUGCGAGGAGGGCUGCCACUGCCCCAUGGGCACCUUCCAGCACCGCUUGUCCUGUGUCCAGGAGUGCCCCUGUGUGCUCACCGCUGCGCUGCUACAGGAGCUGGGAACGGCCGGCGCUGACCCUGCGGCUCGGCCCCCCAUUCUGGGAGAGGGCGGUCAGCCCCUUGGGCCCGGGGAUGAGUUGGGCUCAGGCCAGAGCCUUCGUAUGGGCUGCAGGAACUGCUCCUGUGUGCAUGGGAGGCUGUCUUGCUCCAUGGGGGACUGCUCCAAGGCUAGUGAUCACUUCGGUCCUUGGGGGCCAUGGGGCCCAUGCUCCCGCUCUUGUGGUGGGCUGGGCACCCGAACCCGCAGCCGCCAGUGUGCGCGGCCCUCCCCGGCUCCAGGCAGCCAGGGCUGCGGAGGGCCCCUCCAGGACCUCAAGUACUGCCCCAGCCCGGACUGCCCAGGGGCUGGAGGGUCCACAGUGGAGCCAGUGACAAGUCUUCCAGGUGGCUGGGGCCCGUGGUCCCCAUGGUCCCCUUGCUCUCACACCUGCACAGACCCCACCCACCCUGCUUGGCGCAGCCGCACUCGCCUCUGCCUGGCAAACUGCACCAGCGGGGACCCUUCCCAGGAGCGCCCUUGCAACCUGCCCUCCUGCACAGAGCUGCCCCUGUGCCCCAGUCCUGGCUGUGUGGCUGGAAACUGUUCCUGGACCGCCUGGGCCCCAUGGGAACCUUGCUCCCGAAGCUGCGGGGUGGGCCAGCAGCGCCGCCUGCGGGCCUACCGUCCCCCGGGGCCCGGCGGGCACUGGUGCCCCGACAUCCUCACUGCUUACCAGGAGCGCCGCUUCUGCAACCUGCGGGCUUGCCCGGUGCCUGGAGGCUGGUCACGCUGGAGUCCCUGGUCCUGGUGUGACCGGAGCUGCGGAGGGGGCCGAUCCCUGAGGAGCCGCAGCUGCUCCAGCCCCCCACCCAAGAAUGGGGGUGCCCCCUGUGUUGGGGAGAGGCACCACGCUCGGCUCUGCAAUUCCUUGCCCUGUGAGGAGGGCUGCCCAGCAGGCAUGAAGAUGGUCAGCUGUGCCAACCGCUGCCCCCGCCGCUGCUCAGACCUCCAGGAGGGGCUCGCGUGUCAGGACGGCCAGGCCUGCCAGCCGGGCUGCCGCUGCUCUGACGGCUUGCUGGAGCAGGACGGUGGCUGCGUGCCAAUUGGGCACUGUGAGUGUACAGAUGCCCGGGGCCAGAGCUGGGCUCCGGGCAGCCGGCACCAGGAGGCCUGCGGCACGUGCACCUGCCACGCUGGGCGGCUCUCCUGCACGGCUCAGCCCUGCCCGCCACCUGUGCACUGCUCCUGGAGCCGAUGGUCAGCCUGGAGUCCCUGCAGCCGCUCGUGUGGGCCUGAGGGGCAGCAGAGCCGCUUCCGGUCCUCCACAUCCGGCUCAUGGGCCCCAGAGUGUCGGGAGGAGCAGUCCCAGAGCCAGCCCUGCCCUCAGCCCCCGUGCCCACCCCUGUGCCUGCAGGGUGCCCGCCUCCACACCCUGGGGGACAGCUGGCUGCAGGGCGAAUGCCGACAGUGCUCCUGCACCCCGGAGGGCAUCAUAUGUGAAGACGUGGAGUGUGCAGUACCCGGGGCCUGGACGCUCUGGUCCCCCUGGUCUGAAUGUCCUGUCUCCUGUGGAGGUGGAAACCAGGUUCGUACCCGGGUCUGCAUGGGCUCGGCCCCCAGCCACAGGGGGACCCCCUGCGUGGGCCCUGACACCCAGACGCAGCGCUGUGGACAGCAGCCUUGCCUGGGGCUGCUGGAGGCUUGCUCCUGGGGCCCGUGGGGGCCCUGUUCCCGCAGCUGCGGCCCAGGCCUGGCCUCCCGCUCUGGGUCCUGCCCUUGCCCACUGGCCGAAGCUGACCACACUUGCAAUGGCACAUUCCCCCACCUGGACACCCAGGCCUGCUACCCGGGGCCCUGCCUGGAGGAAUGCGUCUGGAGCAGCUGGAGCAGCUGGACACGGUGCUCUUGCCAGGUGCUGGUCCAGCAGCGCUACCGGCACCAGGGCCCGGCGCCUGGAGCAGGCCAGGCCGGGGAGGGCUCUGCCUGCACGCGACUGGACGGCCACUUCCGGCCCUGCCCUGCCGCCAACUGCUCAGGAGACAGCUGCACCCCUCCCUUUGAGUUCCAGGCCUGUGGCUCUCCCUGUGCCGGGCUCUGCACCACACACCUGAGCCAUAGGCUCUGCCAGGACCUGCCGCCCUGCCAGCCCGGCUGCUACUGCCCUGAGGGGCUGCUGGAGCAGGCCGGGGGCUGCAUUCCCCCAGAGCAGUGUAGCUGCCUGCACCUCGCAGAGGAAGGAGCCAGGCUGACCCUGGCCCCUGGGGAACGCCUGCGCCUGGGCUGCAAGGAGUGUGAGUGCCAGCGUGGGGAGCUGCAGUGCACCAGCCAGGGCUGUCACGGUCUUCUGCCUCUGAGUGGGUGGUCCGAGUGGUCACCCUGUGGGCCCUGCCUGUCUGCUGGCAUGCUAGCCCCUGCCUCCAGGACUGCCCUAGAGGAGCGUUGGUCUCAGCACCCAGCUGGCCCCUCCCCAACCUUGGCCCCCUGGCUGGCUUCGGAGCAGCACCGUCAUCGCCUGUGUCUGGACCCUGAGACAGGGAGGCCAUGGGCUGGGGACCCAGAGCUCUGCACCGCACCACUUAGCCAGCAACGCCUCUGCCCGGACCCUAGGGCCUGCCAUGACUUAUGCCAGUGGAGUCCUUGGGGGCCCUGGAGUGCCUGCCAGGUGCCCUGCAGUGGGGGAUUCCGACUGCGCUGGAGAGAGGCAGGGGGGCCCCCUGGAGGGGGCUGCCGGGGGCCAUGGGCUCAGACUGAGAGCUGCAAUGUGGGGCCCUGCCCAGGAGAGAGCUGCGAAACCCGGGACACUGUGCCCACCCUUGACUGUGCCAACCGGUGUCCCAGAAGCUGUGCUGACCUCUGGGACCGCGUGCAGUGUCUGCAGGGACCAUGCCGCCCAGGCUGCCGCUGCCCCCCUGGCCAGCUGAUCCAGGAUGGGCUCUGCGUGCCCAUCUCCUCCUGCCGCUGUGGCCUUCCAAGCCCCAAUGCCUCAUGGGUGGUGGCCCCUGGCGAGGUGGCACAGCUGGGCUGCAAAAACUGCACCUGUCUCAAUGGGUCCCUGAUGUGCCCACACCGUGAGUGCCCAGUCCUUGGGCCAUGGUCAUCCUGGAGCAGCUGCUCUGCUCCCUGCGGUGGGGGCACCAUGGAGCGGCAUCGGAGCUGCAAGGAGGGACCUGCGGGGGGGCCAUGUGAGGCCCAGGACACAGAGCAAAGGCGGGGAUGUAACCUGCAGCCCUGCCCUGACUGCCCACCUGGCCAGGUGCUCAGAGCCUGUGCCACCACAUGCCCGCGCCUCUGCUCGCAUCUGCAGCCUGGUGCCCCCUGCGCACAGGAACCCUGCCAGCUGGGCUGCGGCUGCCCUGGACAGCAGCUGUUGCACAAUGGCACAUGUGUGCCACCCGCUGCGUGCCCCUGCGCCCAGAUCUCUCUGCCGUGGGGCCUGACCUUGCCCCUUGAGGAGCAGGCCCGGGAGCUUCCCCCAGGGACUGUGCUGGCCUGGAACUGUACCCGCUGUAUCUGCCGAGAUGGAGCCUUCAACUGCUCUCCAGCUGACUGUCACGAGUGCCCCUCUGGAGAAAUGUGGCAGCAGGUGCCUCCUGGGGAACUGGGGCCAUGUGAGCGGACGUGCCCGGAGCCCAACGCCACAGAGACUUGGGGCACCUGCCGCAUGGGGCAGGCCCCCGGGUGCGUGUGCCAGCAUGGGCACUUGCGCAGCCACGUGGGCCACUGCGUGCCCCUGGACCGCUGCGAGUGCUGGCGCCAUGGGCAUCCCCACUCGCCUGGAUCCGAAUGGCAGGAAGCCUGUGAGAGCUGCCGCUGCCUCCACGGGAGGAGUGUCUGCACCCAGCACUGUCCCCCCCUCACCUGUGCCCAGGGUGAGGUGACCGUGCAGGAACCAGGGAGCUGCUGUCCCACUUGCCGCCAAGAGACUCUGGAGGCGCAGUCAGCCUCCUGCCGGCAUCUCACAGAGCUGCGCAACCUCACCAAGGGCCCCUGCCGCCUGGACCAGGUAGAAGUGAGCUACUGCAGUGGGCACUGCCCGUCCAGCACCAACGUCAUGCCUGAGGAGCCGUACCUGCAGAGCCAGUGCGGAUGCUGCAGCUACAGCCUUGACCCCGAGAGCCCCGUGAGGGUCCUGACCCUGCGCUGUCCCGGCGGCCGCACGGAGCCGGUGGUGCUGCCCGCCAUCCGCAGCUGCCAGUGCAGCGCCUGCCUCGGAGGGGAUUUCUCAAAGCACUGAGGGCUCCGCUGUUCGAGGCUGCCUCCACCCUUCAUGCCAUCACAGGGCUCAGAGGCACCGAACCCCUCCUCCUCUUGUACUGACCCUCCCACUCCUUGCCCUGGUACCAGCAUCUUCCAAAUAAAGUGACAUU